CUUACACCCGUGGACCUCUCUCAUCUUCCAUAGUCUUAGACUCAGCUAGGACGUUAAACUAAUCAAUCAAUCAUUACACCUGUGGACGGGUGAAGCGGUCGUGCCCAGUCUAGUCCAUUUCUGUCGCUAGCGUACAAAGUCCUUUCCUUCCUGCGCUCUCCGCCCGCGACGCGUAUCAGAGAUCAUCCUCACGCUUAUUGUGCAUUACUGAACACUUCAAGACUGUCUGCGGCGCCUACUUCGAAGCUGUCACGAACCCUAACCUUUUAUUCGCUACCUUUCCCUGGGCAUAACCACAGUCGUUGCUGAGAAAACUUUUCUUACUCGCCCAAGAACUUCCUGUGAAGAAACUACGUCAAAGUCAUUGGAAGCUCUAAACAUUCACUCCAGAUAUGACAGACUUCCAGGCAGCCACAGAUCGCUUCUUGAGCUGGUUCAAGUCAGCAGGUGGUGAAUUCAGGGAUGAUCUUAUUGAAAUCCAAGACCUAAGGUCUCAAGGCGCAGGUCGAGGCAUCGUGACUAAACAGGACAUACCUCAAGACUGUACGCUGUUCACGAUACCCAGGUCCGCCAUCAUCAAUGUUGAGACAUCAGAACUCCCAAAGAAACUGCCAAGAACUUUCGAAGCCGCAUUUGAAGAAGAGGACGAAGACACUGAGCCGCUCGAUCCUUGGGAGUCAUUGAUCUUGAUAAUGCUGUACGAGCAUCUGCAGGGUAGUGGGUCACGUUGGAAGCCCUACUUAGAUGUCCUGCCAACAACUUUUGACACGCCCAUGUUCUGGACCGAACCGGAACUCAAAGAGCUGGAAGGCACCGUCUUGACGCAGGAGAAAAUCGGAAAGCAAGCCAGUAACGAAAAGCUUCGCUCCCGUAUCAUUCCUGUUGUUCUGCAAAACUCAGCGGUCUUCUACCCUGCGGACGCUGAAGAGCUUGGAGAAGAACAAUUGCUCAGUCUCGCACAUCAGAUGGGCAGCACUAUCAUGGCAUAUGCGUUUGAUUUGGACAACGAAGAAGACGAUCCAGAAGAGGAUGAAGAUGGCUGGGUAGUUGACAAGGAUGCACAGAGGAUGCUGGGCAUGGUGCCUAUGGCUGACAUCCUAAAUGCCAAUGCCGACUUCAACGCACAUGUCAAUCACGGCGUAAGUCUUGAAGUCAUUAGUCUUCGUUCUGACGUAAAAGCUGGGACCGAAAUCUUGAACUACUAUGGGGCUAUGCCUUCAUCUGAAGUGCUGAGGCGCUAUGGUUAUGUCACGCCUGAGUACCACAGAUACGAUGAGGUUGAGAUUCCCCGUAGCGCUGUUGCGAAAGCAUUGAGCACAGCAACUGGCCUGUCACCUUCGAACCUGACUGAUAUGGGAGUCGGGAUAGGCACAGAAGAGAAUGAAGAGCCCUUCAUCAUUGAGCGCGACUCAGGCGCACCCAACGAAGAGGGUCGUUUGGUAGACGAGGCAAAGAUGAAUGACUUCCCAGAGCUCGAGGAAGAAUUGAAAGAUGCACUAAAGAUCAUCAAGAAGCACAAGCCAGAGGUUGUAGCAGAUAAGAGAAAGCGUGAUGAGAUCGCAAACGCAGUCAUUGCUGAAGUGUUGACGGAGAAGCUUACAGAGUAUCCUACAUCAGUACGGGAGGAUCGGGAUUUAAUGAAGAAAUCUGAUCUUACGAACAAACACCGAAUGGCAAUCGAGGUCAGGUGGGGGGAGAAAGUACUACUCGAAGAGGCCAUUGCCAUGCUGAAGGCAAGGACCGAUGCUGCGAAUACCGAGAGUGAUGAACGCCCAGCGAAGAAGAUAAAGAGCCAGGCAUAAGAUUAACCAACCCAACGAAAAGAAUGAACAGGCAACAUCGUGGUCUGCUC
Messenger RNA from Macroventuria anomochaeta, 1852 nucleotides. Its product is annotated as SET domain-containing protein RMS1. Bases 393 to 1802 code for a protein of 469 amino acids. Gene Ontology annotation, cellular component: nucleus. Gene Ontology annotation, biological process: peptidyl-lysine monomethylation. The transcript has 4 exons. The record is from RefSeq and is a predicted model, not a curated record. NCBI's taxonomy places the organism in Eukaryota, Fungi, Ascomycota, Dothideomycetes, Pleosporales, Didymellaceae. Gene Ontology annotation, molecular function: protein binding; protein-lysine N-methyltransferase activity.